UAGCAUAAGAAAACAAAAGUCUCCUAGCUCUCCCUUCCUAGCUAGACAGUAAUGGAUUCCUCGGCAACUCUUAGUAGCCGCCCGCAGGUUGUCUCUAAAGAAUGCGACACGAGAGUUCCGGCAACAAAAUACUUGUCGUCUCGCCGGACGCCAUCGUUUUCCUCCUCGUCAUCACUUUCGCCAUGCUCUUCUUCACUCGGGUCUUCCUAUUUUCCGGACGAUUCCCCGCUCAGCCCUGCCACUCCCCUCAGAUAUUCCGGCGUCCCGUUUUCUUGGGAGCAAUUACCGGGAAUCCCCAAGAAAUUAAUACAAGCACCCAAGAAGAAGGAAUACUCCUCAUCAAAGCUCCUUCCAUUACCGCCGCUGACGGCCGCCGCAGCUCCACCACCCUCGAAGAAAUCCAACCCGGAAAACAUGGGGGAUCGGAAGAAGAUCAACCCUCGGCAGAGUGGUUUUCAAAGGGAUCCGUUCUUUGCCGCAUUGGUUGAGUGCUCCAAGGACGACGAUAUUCAAGACUCAUCAAACAAUAGCAUUUGGACCAGCGGAAAGGUGUCUAGGAGUUUAAGCGAUCGCUUUGGUUUUGUUAGUCUUUAUGCUUCUUGCAAGCGAACUUGCGCAAUCUCUGAGUCAAUAAUCUAUCUCCCAAAGUCAAACAGAGGCUCUUAUGAUCUGAUUCAUCACGAUCACCGUUCCCGCUGAUGAACAAUACUCAUCUAAUUUCCAAACAUCUUCUGCCGGGUUUGUGUUCUUGUUAUAAAAAUUACUCUGUUUUUUUCUUUUUCUUUUUUUUUUUCAUGUUUUUUUUUUUUCUUCCUCAAAUGGUGUACGUGAGGACAAGCAUGUCCCUGAAAUCCAUAAGUUAUUGUAUAUCUCAAUCUCAUGCAUUGUUUUUAUGUUAUUUUUUGUAUUAUGUAUCAUCGAUUUACCAAAUCUCAUAUAUAAUAUGCAUGAUGUUUGCUGUAUUUCAUGUGAUGGUAUACAUUGGAUGACAGGCCAGAGUGAAAUUUACUCGAACCCAUGUGGGAGGAAGCUAUAGGACCACACAGCUCCAGUAUUAAUCUCACUUUUAUAUUCCAUUUUAAAUGUUCCAUCGAUUU
Corylus avellana is the source of this 1097-nucleotide messenger RNA. RefSeq lists its product as uncharacterized. Lineage: Eukaryota; Viridiplantae; Streptophyta; Magnoliopsida; Fagales; Betulaceae. The record is from RefSeq and is a predicted model, not a curated record.